Messenger RNA from Prunus avium (sweet cherry), 1070 nucleotides. The record is from RefSeq and is a predicted model, not a curated record. NCBI's taxonomy places the organism in Eukaryota, Viridiplantae, Streptophyta, Magnoliopsida, Rosales, Rosaceae.
UUUGCGUGCUGAUUCAGCUAGAAUCUGAUGGACUUUAAAAUUUUGGUUGCAGGAACAGCAAGCUUACACAAAUCCUGAAAGAUUCCUUAGGUGCUGGUUCGAAGGUUUUGAUGCUUGUGCAUGUCAGCCCAUGUGAAGAAGAUGUUGGGGAGACGAUAUGUUCUUUGAGCUUCGCUAAGAGAGCUAGAGCUAUAGAGUGUAAUAGGGAAUUAUCAGAGGACUUGAAGAGGCACAGGGAGAAAAGGGUCAAGGAACUUGAAGAAAACAUGAGAGAAGCUGAAGAAGAAUGCCAUAAACUUAAAAACCAGAUACAAAAGGUCGAUUUGCUGUUCCGCGAAAACAGAAAGCUCUUCUCAACCACUUAUGGACCUUUAGAAGAUGAGAAGGCCCCCAUUAGUCCCAAAGAAUAUCUGAAGGAAGCUGUAGAAACACCACGAAAGCCUGAGAAAACAAGUAAAGGCAAUGUUUCAAAUUCAUUGCCUCGGUUCAUGACUUCCACUGCAGCUAGUCGACAAAGGCAAAGUGCUGCAGAAAGAGAAGUUGUUGGUAAGGCAAGAAGUUUGAGGUCUGUGGCCAGAAGUUCAAUCCAAUUCACAGCCUCACAAUCAAUGAGUUACUCAGAUCCUCAAAUCAAAGCAAUCUUACAAAACGCAAACAGAAAAUCACGAUACGCCCAGGAAGCAGCAGAUACUUUUCCUGCAGAAAGCCCGAAAUGCAAUGUAUCGGAAUCAUCCAAGACGAGAAGCAAGUUGAUCACCUCAUCUGAUCCAAACUUGAGAGUUACACUUGGUCGUCAUAGAAGAAGGAUGUCUGAUCUAAUCUAACUGUCUGAGAUUGAGGAAGGAUAAGAUGUGGUAUAGUAAGAAUAAGAUGUGGUAUACUAAGAAUAAGAUGUGCGUGCGUGUUUUUGGGUUUAUACUUCAUAGUUUGAGUUUUGUGUGAUUAUGUAUGUUACUACUAGGGUUGCUUCAACUGGGGUCUGUUAAUUAUUUGUUUACACGAUCCCUUAUACACUGAUUUUGUCAGGCUUGCUGAUUUAUGUUCAAUUAAUUGUUAACAGAAUUUUGUAA